Columba livia (rock pigeon) is the source of this 4128-nucleotide messenger RNA. It is a transcript of the gene GUCA1C, whose product is annotated as guanylate cyclase activator 1C. Bases 1188 to 1757 code for a protein of 189 amino acids. NCBI's taxonomy places the organism in Eukaryota, Metazoa, Chordata, Aves, Columbiformes, Columbidae. The record is from RefSeq and is a predicted model, not a curated record. Gene Ontology annotation, molecular function: calcium sensitive guanylate cyclase activator activity; calcium ion binding. The transcript has 4 exons.
CCACAGAGAGAAGCAGAAGAGCUGCUCAGGUAGCGCUCACCUUUCCUCUUGUGAGGCAUCACCAGAGUGCCACUGGUGAGACAACAUCUUUAUGGUAGGCUUAGGUUAACAGCUGUAUUUUUACAUUCUACCAGUUUAGUCUUUAACUACUGCAUGCCAUAGCAUACGCUGUAAGGCUUAAAUACCGUAAAACUGUAAAUUGCUAUGUAACACUAUACAGCACAGAGACUAUGGCAUUACAAGUUUCCACAAAAAAUUUGAAUCAGUAGAAGAAGCAGUCCUGCACAUCCUCUGCUGCUGGCCACCCUUUUUCACCCCUGUUUAAUCUGUUUUCUUGUACAAUCCAAUGUUUUGUGAGACCAGGCAAUGCAAAAUUUAAAUAACGCUGUCUAAAUCUAACUAUAUUAGUAUUCAAUUUUAUUGCAGGCUUUUGCCUGGAUCCAUUCUUACAGUUGUUCCCAAGUGCAACCACAAACACUCAUGCUGGCCUAAGGGAAGGGAAAUCAUGGGGCUGAAUGAGCAGUGGCAGUGAGGGAACAGUUUUUGGGACAAUAUUGGCUUAUGCAAGCCUCAGAUGCUUGUAGAACUGCUGUCUAAAGAAAAUAGCAAUUUUUUUGUGCUUUGUACAUAGCUGCUUUCAGGGUUUUUUUCAGGUGUCCAAGUCAAAUCAUAUUGAACUUUUGGCCUAUAAGGUAAGAUUUGGAACACGGUAUAUACAGAAGUAAUAAAAAUGAAAAGUCAGUUGCUACAAGGCAGCAGCAUGAAAGGUAUCCAAACAUUAAAGUGGGGCUGAAGGUUUAAUUAAAACCUUGAGAAUUAUUAAAUUAUAGGUUUAGAAACUACUUUCAAAGUCCUUGUGUGUUGCAUAUUCAAUAUUCAUCCAGUUUACAGAGCUUUAGCACCACAGAUGCCAACGCAAGAUGAGAAUCAGCAUAAUCAGUCCUCGUGCCCUGCUGAGGCUUUGCAAAGUGACUGUGCACAGACAGUAAUCAGUUGAUAAAACCAUGGUGCACUAAAACUGGGUGCCAGUAAUCCUGCUAGGGUGCUAUAUUUACUUGGUCUAUAUCGGUCAUGAUCUGUAAGAGGUUUAAAGUCACUCUCAAAAGCAGAGUUGGUGUUUGAAUCAUCAUUGUCGGGAAGCAAGAAUGAACAUUUGGAUGAAUAAAUACUGAAAAAGGUUACUUGGUAUGUUUGCUAUGGGUGCUGCUGGAUCAGCGGAUGACAUUAAUGCUAUGGAAAUUCACCAUUGGUACACAAAAUUUAUGAAGGAGUGCCCUUCUGGACAGCUUUGUCUGCAUGAAUUUAAACAUGUCCUGGAUCUACAUGGACUUACUCCAGAAGCUAACAGCUAUGUCGAACAAGUAUUUCACACAUUUGACAUGAAUAAGGAUGGAUUUAUCGACUUCUUGGAGUUCAUAGCUGCAAUAAAUUUGGUUAUACGAGGGAAAAUUGACCAAAAAUUGAAAUGGUAUUUUAAGCUAUACGAUGCUGAUGGAAACGGAUGUAUCGACAAAAAAGAACUAUUAAGCAUAUUCUCGGCUAUCCAGGCUAUCAAUGGCUACACAAACAUGUCUGCUGAAGAGUUCACAAACAUGAUAUUUCAGAAGAUAGAUGUGAACAACGAUGGGGAGCUCACUCUAGAAGAAUUUAUCAACGGUGUGGAAAGAGACGAGGACCUAAUGGAAUUGAUUACAAAAAGUUUUGACCUUUCCAACGUGCUCAAGGUCAUACAGAGCGGCAGGAGACACAGCGUCUGAAGGAUCCAGUGAUGGAUGUGGCACCUGUGUCACCAGUUCAAGGAAGAUAAUAUUUGAUGCGUUAAGAGAGCUUUACGUUGUUCAGGCUUGCCCAGGCAAUACCAAGUGGCCUGCUCCAGGAGUAACAAUUUUCGCUCUUGACUCCAUAGCUCUCCUUUUCUUUACUAUUUCCCUCGUUAAUGACUGUGGCGGCCACAGAACACAAACCUUUGCCCACAUAUAACAGAAAAGUUAUUUGAUGCAGUACAAGUAACUCGCUUGGUCUCAAUGAACACUGUUCAGAGUAAUCAAUAAAAUAAUGAAAAUAUCACAAAAUGCAACCUUUCUAGAAAACACGGCGUUAACAAAUUUCUUCUUUUAAGUACAGGCUCUUUAAUCUACUACCUAAAGUGUGGGCAUGAACUUCUAGGAAAGACUGUGUUCUAUCUGGAUCAAUUAAGAACGAAGCCUGGUUUGCAUUAACUUAACAUUUGCUCUGAGUUCUUAAAAUUGGAGUAGGUUCUCUGGGAAACAUCUUGGUCAGUUUAAUAUUCCUGAGAUGUGCAUCCUCCUUAACAAACUGUCUACCAUUCUUGAUUUUAUUACAUAUGAAAAUUAAAAUAAUGUAAUGCUUUGAUGGUUUGGUGUGGUUCAGCUACUGUUCUUUCAAAUUAACCUUUUAUAGAAGCACUGGAAUGAAAUUUUGUUAUCUUUGUAGAUUAAAAUUAGAAGUUCAAAGAAGAGCUGAAACCAAAUAAUUUUGUAAGCACUCUGUUUUCCCAGAGAUUUGUGUCCUUUGACUUGUAUGUCCUCCUUUUCUAAACAAUUUGUUUUCACUGGGCACUUCGCCAUGGCUGCAUGAGACAAAAGGUAAGAGGCAUCAUGAUUAAUUCCUGCUGAUGGGACUGCUGGCUUCUGCCAAACAGACUGUUUAACAGCUGAAUUCUUCCUGCCUUUCCCUGACAGGGACUACUAAUUUAGGUAUCUUUGCCCUGCGCAGAUAUCUGGGUGAAAACUUUUAGCAAUUUAGUCUCUCUGAUAGUUCUACCUUCUUUCAAACUGGGUUGCAAUUGUCUCUGAAUGUGGUAGCUGUUAGGAGUGCAGGGAAGGCAUUCACAAAUGGCAUGAUCAUAUAUGCCUCAUUUUCCUAGGAAACUAGGCUAAAACCAACUCAAUCUUACUUUAUAAAUAACAAGAUUAAUUCUACAAGCUAAAACAGAACUGCAUGAACUGUCUGAAAAGGGAAAAUUACAGUUCUCUCUGGUUCUGUUAGGACUGAUUCUCUCUCGAGUCCGCAACAAGUUUUAUCAAAUUACUACAUUAUAUCAGAAGUUCUCCUUGGCUGACAGUGCCCUGCAGGAAUCACACUAAUAUUUGUUAGUGUUAGAAACAUUGGCUUUAUGCAAAAUAAUUUGUGCAUGGGUCGGUGCAGGCUGAAUGAAACAAUUAUUAAGACUUCAAUAUGAAAAUGUUUUUCUUCCAAAUUCACUUCAAAUCUGUGUCCAUUUGCACAAGAAAUGUGCUCCAUCAUCUGUAAUUAUUAUCCCAGGUUCUGAUUUGAUCAACGGACUAUACUAAGAGUAUGCAACAUGCAUCAUUUGACAUUAUAAACAGUUCUGACAUUAUAGUUCUGACAUUUGAAUCUUUUAUAUCCUUUCCUAAAUAAAUAAAUAAAGGAGAGAGAAUGAUGCAUGAGAUUGCUGGUGGUUCAAAUUUUAAGUUCUUGUAUUUAUUCACCAUUGACACAUUAAUAUGUCAUUGUCAGUAUAAGUUUUCUCACACCCAGACUUCAAAAUAUCCCUUUUCUUAAUCUAACACUUUUGCAUUUAGAUCCUAUGAGGGUUGUAUCCUUCAGAACUGGCUUUAAAAUAUGGUCCAAUCUAAACAAUUUGGGUGUAUGGGAGCAGAUGUGGCUUGGAUUUUUGCUUUUAAACUAACGAAAUCAUGGGCUUUGAAAAAAUGAAAACUAUCUAUCUACACAGACUCUUUUUUAUAGAGGCAUUUUAAAGAGAAUAUGUCAAUUUGAACUUGUCUAAUUUUUCUGUAUAACUGUAAUUAUAUGAAGUGAAUUACAUAUUCAGGAGGAGUGUUGUGUUGUAUUAAAAAAAAAUAUGUAUGUAAGGAAAUUCUUAGCCAUUUUUUGUUACACUAAAUUUUAAAGGAGUAGCUGACAUGGUCAUUUUCCACACUUUGAUCUAAAAUAAUUUAGCAGAAACCUGUGUAAUUAAGAAGCAAAUAUCUUUACCGUUGGAUGUAAACACUCUGGCACAUAAUAUCAAAAAAUAUUUACUUACAGUAACUCCACAUGUGUUUGGGACUAGUCAUAAGAUUCUAUCUAGUUUUUUAUAAGUUGAUUAACAUAAAUUUCCUUUAACUAUUUAAGCAUCAUUUG